Molecule: messenger RNA, 1179 nt
Organism: Aspergillus luchuensis
Lineage: Eukaryota; Fungi; Ascomycota; Eurotiomycetes; Eurotiales; Aspergillaceae
Gene: CUE5
Product: ubiquitin-binding protein cue5
Exons: 5
Coding region: 1-1179 (392 amino acids)
Biological process (GO): ubiquitin-dependent protein catabolic process
Cellular component (GO): cytoplasm
Molecular function (GO): ubiquitin binding; ubiquitin conjugating enzyme binding
Source: RefSeq, a predicted model, not a curated record
AUGUCGGAAGAAGACAAGACUUCUCCCAAUAAACUCUCCACUGGACCACUUAGUCCCAAACCCGAGUCGCCGACUACUGCGCGCCCUCUCGAUUUUGAUGAUGAACCCCAGGAAACCGGUGUCACCGCAGCGCCGUCAACAGCCCCUACUCAGCAGGGCGCUGCGGAAGCUGCCCCGCCUAAGCCACCCCGCCCAUUGAGCCCCCGUCAACAGGCCGAGAAUACUCUCAAGGAAGCAUUCCCCUCUAUUGAGGCAUCGGUGAUCAAGGCAGUGUUGGUGGCCAGUAACUGGGACGUGGAACGGUCAUUCCAUGCUUUGCUUAGCAUGACGGAUCCCAGCGCUGCCGAACAAGAUGCGCCGCCCCCAAAGCCACCACGCCCAACUGCUGCGCAGAGGCAGCUAGAAGCGGAUGAGAUGUAUGCCCGUCAGCUGGCCGAGCACUACAACCGUCCUACGCGCCAACCCCGUUGGGACAACGAGUACCCACAGCAGCGGCCGCGAAGGGGAAGCGAUGGAUCGGAAGAGAAAGAAUACAGCUUUUUUGAUGAUGAUCUCCCGGUGAUCCGCGAGAACCUUCGCAAAGGAUUCUUAGAUACCCAGACGAAGGUCAACUCCUGGGUCCAGAACCUGAAGAAACGCCUCGACGGCGAACCCGAGGCCGGCCCUUCUGGUCAAGGCCAGCCUGAAGAGAACUAUGGUAGACCUAGACGGAGCGGAGACCUAGGUCGUCGAAGCGGCGAUCGCGAACGCUACGAUGCUGAUCAUCGCAUUCUGAACGACGACUUUGCCUCACUUGAACUGAGAGAUGCGGAAGCUCCUCCCCCGCGACCCCCACGGCCCCUCGCCAACCCCGACCUGUUCAAAUCCUCAUCACCUUCCCCUGAUCGACGCAAGGUCUCUUUCCAGGAGGGACCGCCUACUGAGAUUGACAACCUCUACGAUGCCUCUGAGCCCGUCAGACGUACGUCCCCCGCGACAGGCAAGUCGAGCAAGUGGCAGCCUCUGUCGACUGUUGACCCUUCGCCCGUCGGGGAGCAUGACCCAUUCAGUCUUGGCGACAGUGAUGAUGAGAAAGAAAGGGAAGCCAAGGCCAAGGAGCAGAGCACGGCUGAAGCUGGGCCGGCCAGCGAAGCGUCGAAAGACAACAGCAGCAAGGCCGAGAAUGCUGGCAAGUCGUAG